AUGUACUUCGACGACUCACAGUCACAGCAUCUCCUCCGAGACUACAAUGAAAAUGAAGAAGAAGAAGCUUCGAAUUCGGUUGUGUCACCGAGAACGUGCUCAGAGGGCCACAGAUCCACGCUCUUGCUCCGAACCAAGCAAGGCGGCUCUAUCUGCUUGCUCUGCUUCUCCAACCUCGUCUCCAACCCCGAAUCCCCCACCGUCCACGUGUCCUACGCCCUCUCUCAGCUCUCUCAGGCCAUCUCCUCCGACCCCCCCUUCCUCCGCUCUCUUGUCGACUUCCAUCCUCACUUCCUCGUCUCGCCUCUCGUUCAUGCUCUCUCUUCCUUCGACGACGACCCCAUCGCACGACAAGUCGUCCAUCUCAUUUCCGUUCUCUGCGAAUCUUCCGGUGCCUCGAUCUCUGCUGACUUCGUCGCUAGGGUUUCCGACCGCCUCUCUUCUGGUGCCUUGGCCUGGAGUCGCCGUCAGCUUUAUACGCUUCACUGCUUAGGGGUUUUGUUAAACUGCCAGAAGAAUAAUCCUUAUGCUCACAUUAGAGACAAAUAUGGUCUCAUUACCAAUCUUGUUGAAGGUCUUCAAUUGCCAAGUGAAGAGAUUCGGGGAGAAAUCCUGUUUGUUUUAUACAAGGUAUCUGUUCUCCAAUACGCAUCAGAGGUUGGUGAUGGAACUGAUUUUUUAUUUGCCUUUUGCCCCAAGCUAUUGCGCUUGUCUCUAGAGGCCCUCAUGAAGACCCAAAGCGAUGAUGUCCGCUUGAAUUGUGUAGCAUUCUUGACGGUGUUGGCUCUGAGAGGGCUUUUCGGGGCUGCAUAUGCAGUUGAUUUAAACAGCAUGAGUUCAUCCGAAGGAGAUAGCUUUGAGCAAGCAACAGAAGAUGGAAAAGAUGCGAAUCCAAUGAAUAUAUUGUUUAUGGAAGCCAUCAAAGGCCCAAUGCUUUCAACAGACAGCCAAGUCCAGAUCAGCACACUUGAUUUACUGUUUCAUUACAUGUCCUCCUGGGAAGGCACUUCAGGCAAAGAAGCCCAAUUCCUAGUGGAAGAGAACAUUGCAGAUUAUGUAUUUGAAAUACUAAGAUUGUCAGAAUGCAAGGAUCCAGUGGUCAAAUCUUGUGUUCAGGUACUUGACAUUUUAUCAAAAGCUGAGCAAGCUUUCAAACAGAGGCUUGUUGUUGGGUUUGCAACUUUGGUUCCAGUACUAAAUUAUGUAGCUGACAUUCCUUUCCAUCCAGUUCAAAAUCAGACAUUAAAACUCAUUCUGAACUGCAUAUCUGAUUGCCCUGGAAUGGUAUCCUCCUCUCAUAUAACAGAGUUAGUACCUGUUCUAGCAAAGAUGCUUAAAAAACAUUCUGAUGGGGAGAUAGGCAUGCUUGAGGAGACAUUUAUAUUGACCUGCUCCGUUGUUGUAGCUAUCGUCAGAACUCCAUCUGUUCAUGGGAAUUUGAAUCUACAAAUUUCAAUUAAAGAAGCAAUGCAACAUGCUGUAUCAGCUUGUCUAAGUAUCUCGGAGAAGAAUCCUUGUAAACUUUUGCAUUCCUUGUUCCUACUUAAGGAGGUGUAUAAUAUUUAUAGUCGUGAAGGAAAUUCUACUGACUCCACUAAAGCGGAACUACGACAAUUUAUUGUGAAUGUAUGUACAAAACAUUUGUUACCUUGGCUUGGAACCAACUUCAAUGAAAUGGAUGAGGAAACUGUCCUUGGAGUAUUGGAAACAUUUCAUUCGAUACUGCUUCAGGAUUCCAAUAAUCAGGCAGCAGAACUCGCAGAGAACCUAGUUUCGAGCAGUUGGUUCAGUUUGUCUUUUGGAUGCCUGGGUUUAUUUCCCACAGAAAAGAUGAAAUGGAGGGUGUAUCUGAUGCUCAGUUCACUGGUAGAUGUUCUUGUGGGAAAUGAUUCUGGGCAACCUAUUAGAGAUGCUACUUUAUGUCUCCCAUCUGAUCCCAUUGAUUUGCUCUUUCUACUUGGGCAAAAGAACUCCCGUAAUCUGGAAUUAUCUUCUUGCCAAUCUGCCAUUUUGCUGAUUUUAUACACCAGUUCUUUAUAUGAUGAAAGACUUGCAGAUGAUAAGUUGGUUUUAGCUUCUCUAGAGCAAUAUAUUCUGUGGUUGUUUCAACAAGAGAAGCUCAGCACUCCACUGUCAUAUCAGCUUCUGAAAUUUUGUGGAAAGAAUAUAGGAAAUGGCAUCAUUGUCCAUGGAAAGAAUAGUCAUAUGGUAAAUAUUAGUUCAAUUGCAGAAUUAAUAGCAGGAGGAGAUAAUCAUGGAGCAACACUUUUGGUGUCCUUAUUGACACAACUUCUCGAGAAAGAAGGGCAUGAGCAUGACAUAAUUUCUGUAGUGCAUCUCGUGGGAACUAUUAUAGAUAUAUUUCCAAUUGCUUCUGACCAGUUAUGCUUGCAUGUGCACCAUGGAACCCUUUCUGAUGAUGAAUGUUGGCUUGCAGUGACUAUGAAGUUGAUAAAUAUUAUCACCACAAGAGCUGCAGACGGGUGGAAUCAAGAAUGUCUCAUAGUAACUGGCAUUCUUUGUUUAAUUUUGCACCAUUCUUCCAAUGAAGUGCUCAUAGCACCUUCGAAAGCCAUUAUUUUGAGCACUUCUCUAGUCUCUACAAUCAACAGCACAAUUCAUGAAGCAUGUCUAAAAGGACCAGCAUUGGUUGACCACGAUGAGGAAACAAGCUCUGGAGAAGUUUUAAUAUUUGUGCUUCUACUAAACUUCUUCUCCUUAAGAAGUUUGCACACUGUUUUACCAGGGAUUGUGGACUGGAAAAAUUUCUUUGAUCCCCGAGAUAGGUUACAGCCGAUUUCCUUUAUCCGGAUAUUCUGCCAUGACCUAUGCAGACUAGUACAUUUUGGAUCACCUUUGGUCAAACUUGUUGCCUCAUACUGCCUAUUGGAGUUGUUUACCCGAAUAUCUGAUCAGAGGAAUAGAACAGGGGAGGAGUUGGUAUGCACCAUGGACUACCUAAUGUCUGUAAUGGCUGUCCUGGAAGGCUUAAUUUUCUACAGUGACCUCAGAGUGGCUACGAAUUGUGGCCUUUGCCUAUCAAUGAUCUUGGGUUGGGGAUUGCCGGGAAUGCAAGGAACAAUUGUGAUUACAAAGAAUCAUUGGAGUAGGAUGAUUGUGGAAGAGCUGGCAAUGUCUUUAGCAGUCCCAUGCUUAGCAUCAAAAUCUUUCAUUAAUCUUCACAAGCCUGCAAUUCAUGUAGCAGUCACAUUGUUAAAGCUGCCGAAGGUUCCUGAGUGGAUGAGAUCGGUGUUUGAUGAUUCUUGCAUAUCUGGCAUCAUUCAAAACUUUGCAGCAAAUAAUUUGAGCACAGAGAUUGUACUUUUAUUUCGAGCUCUAUUGGACUCCGAGUACUUAAAGGCGGAACAAAUUUGUAGUGUAAAUCAGCUGCUCCAGGCCUGCAGAAAACAGAAGUACACUGACAACAGUCAAGAUGAAAGUGCAAAAGAGCAUAAAAAAAAGGCAGUCGCCAUCCUGGACGACAUGGGAGAAGGUUGUGAGUAUCUCAUUCACUUGAUGUCAUCUGAGUCUUGUCUAGACAGGGAUUCUGGGGGAUUAAAUUUCGGGGAUAAGAGAUUGUUAGAAGAAAUAGAGCUUUUCUUUAAAACUUCAACAGUAACAGAGGGCAGCUAA
Prunus armeniaca (apricot) is the source of this 3633-nucleotide messenger RNA. The record is from the annotation of a GenBank genome assembly. NCBI's taxonomy places the organism in Eukaryota, Viridiplantae, Streptophyta, Magnoliopsida, Rosales, Rosaceae.